CAAACUUGGAAUGCUUCCUGGGGAGUGGCCCUGCUUGUCUUAUUCCCCAGCCAAAGGGGGGACUGACUGAAAAAGUGUAAAGAUACAUACUCAACUGCUAAAGGAGACGGUAGGAAAAGACAGAUCACUGAGCUUAACAUGCUGCCCUUGGGAUCCAAGCUUCUGCUGUGUCUCAUUGCACUCUUCAUUUCUUCUGAUUGGAUUCUGCUAGGAAUUAAUGGUCAGCGAGGAGAUGAGACAACUCAAGAGACAUUUACAGAUGAUCCUAAUUUGAUGGUGAAUGAUCCCCCAACAGACGAUACUGUUCUUGUUGAUGUUGUACCUUCCAUGGACGAUCAGGCCAUCUCCAGUGACAAAAAUGCCAGUGCAGAGUGCCGGGAGGAGCAGUUUCCCUGUACACGCCUGUACUCAGUGCAUCGGCCAGUGAAACAGUGUAUCCAUCAACUAUGCAUUGUCAAUGUCCGCCGGAUGUAUAUCAUCAAUAAGGAAAUCUGUACCAGGCUCAUCUGUAAAGAACAUGAAGUUAUGAAAGAUGAACUUUGUCGUCAGAUAGCUGGUCUUCCUCCGAGACGUCUCCAACGUUCCAACUACUUUCGUCUCCCAGUUUGUGAAGAUGUGGAGGUGCAGAGGCCCAAUGGCCUGUGAUCAUGAAGGAAGAAGAAUGGAAAGGGAAAGGGGGAAGAGGGGAGAAAAAAGAGCCAUUUAUUUCCUAGGUCAGCUCACCACAGACAUCUUGAUGUCUUUAUCUAGUUCCUCUGCUCUUUCCCAUGGCCUCUGUCCCAAACUGUCAGCGUUGAGCUCUUUCCUCAACACUUCAAGUGGUACUGCCAAUUUGUGACAUCACUGUAUAAUAGGGAUACCUAAGGACUAUAUAGGUGACCUAGAUUCCAGGAAAGUGGGGGUCAAGUAGAUGACAUAUAGGGAGAGAGUUUAUUCUUGGCAAUCUAGAGAAUUUCACAUAACUUCUUGCUUUCAAAGAAUUCUAGAAACAUUGCUUCCUCUGCUAGCUCCCCUUUAUCUAGAUAUCUCUCCCUAGUCUUCUUUUGACUUGGCUAUAGUACUAGCUAAAUUUUUAGCUUGCCUACUAAAAUCUUUCUGUUUUAUGGAAAAUUAUGGUGCUUUUAAAAAUGUGUUGUCCUCAGAAAACCAUAGUUCCUCUGAGAAUAUUUAAAGGACAUUAAAAAAAAAAAAAACUUAUAUAGGGAUCUGAGGAACAAACCAAGUAAGGGACUAAGAUCUUUUCCCUAGAAUCUUAUCUGGCAAUGCAGCUGGAAGCUGAGUAUCAUUUAUUGACUAAUUCAUUUACUCAUUAGUUCAUUCAGUCAAACAUUUAAUGAUUAUUUUGUUGACUUUUCAUAUAACAAGGAAUCCCAUUAAUCUAAAGAGCUCUAAUUGGAAUAGGUGAGUCAUUCCUAAUUAUCAGAAAACAAGCUCUUUGUCUUUGUUGACCCAUUUUCAUGACCUCCACCAAAUCUGAGAGGAAGCCUGUAAGGAAUGUAGAUUUUUAGUCCAUAGAGAAGAUUUGGGAUGUUUAGUCUACAAAUACUGUGAUUAGUUUGGAGAAAACAAAACAUUAAUAUUGAAACAGAAAGGAUAGAAGUUAGGACAAUCCGGAAAAAUAGAACAGGAAUGAGAUCCUGAAGUGAUCCAUUCCAGUAAAAAAAGUAAAUAUUGUGUCAUGGUAGAAAAAUAGUUUCCCAAAGAAAAUCCUAGAGGAAUACUUUGGAGGCUUUGUAUAAUCUAAGAAGAAAAAGGCUUAUCAAUGGAGAGUCACUGAUAAAUUCCAUAGAGAAAAUACCAGAUAAAAUAACCCAGAAGGAUUUUUUUUUUGUUGUGUUAAAAUAUUCUAUUAUUAAAAGGAUUGGGAAAUAGGUCAUUGUAUUGGGUAAGGAGUAGGAUAUAGGCAAACUGGAACAUCAUUUACAAGAUAAAUUCAUAAUACUGGGUUAAAUGUAAUGAAUUUCUAUCAGUGCAGGUCAUGUUGCUUCCUCCCUCUUGCUCCAAUUCUUAAAAAUAUAUAAAUUAUGAACUGUUCCAUAGACUAGCAUUUGUAUUUGGGCUUGGAAAAGAGCUGAAUUAUACUGGACAGAUAUUGGAUUUCUUGGAAUGAUCAGUUUAAUAUAGUGGAACACCUGAACUAAAAUUUUAAGAGACCUGCUUCUAAUCUUGUAUCUCCAAAGGAGUUGGCUGAUCAUAGAAAAAUCAUCACUAACCCUAAUUUUUGUCCUCUGCAAAAUGAAAGAGUUGGAAAUCCCUCCCCCCCCCCAAUUCUAUGAUUCUAUGGAUUAUAUUUUUAGUAUUAAUCUCUAUUAGGACCUAGAUACAAGAACCUUUUCUGGCUCAAAAAAAAAUGGCUGUCUUCUGUUAUUUGGAGAUGAAUUCACUCUGUAUUAGGACAAAUAGUCUACUAUGUAAAAGGGCAAAUUCUAGCCACAUAAGGGCUAAGUUGUUAUUUCAAAGAAUCUUUCUGGUUAAGAAUAUUAUUUCAUUUAUUUCUAGAGAAUAGAACUAUGUUCUGUCAACCAAUAAGCUGUUGGAAAUCAUCAUUUAAAGAUUAAGAUACUUUGCUAUUAUGAUAUAUUACAUGCCUCAAUGUUAAACAGUCUUAUUCGCUUAUUGGGAAUUGAUGGCUCUGAAGAACAGUUUGACGGGAUUUUGCACAUAAUUUAGCUGGUGAGAUGCUUGCAAGAACCUGAAAUUCUGCUUUUCCUUUUCUCUGUUCAGUGCAUCCUGUAGGGUUGAAUGUAGGCAUACAUAUAGACAAACAUAUUAAUUAUAUUUUUAAAACACUAUAUAGCAACUUCAUGGGUACAAAGUUUCUGAGAAUUCUUUCUAACACUUGAACCUCUUAUUAUAUGCAGGAUUAUAAGUUUUAUUUCUCUAGUGAAGGAGCCUUAAUCCUGGCAUUAUGUAUAAUGGAUAAGAAAAUCAUGAAAAGAAAUAUCAUUUCUCCCAUACUGGAAAGUAAUCCAUUGUCUCAUUAUUUCCUGCCUUAUUUCCUCAUUAUGCUGAAUAUAUAAGAUUUAGCUGUGCUCUAUUUCCAUAAUUCAUCUGUAUCUCUGGUUCUACUCCUCUGUUUUAAAUGGUUUUCUUUAGGCUGGCCCAUAUUAUUUCCUAGCAGACAGAUAUUUCCACCUCCAAAUCUUUGCCUCCUCUAAUUUUUCUCCUCUAAUUACUUCCUCUUUAUGCUUUUGCAAGUGCCAUUCUUUCUGGAUCACAUCACUCCAUCCGUUUUUGUUAUUGGCCUACUCAGCAAUCUCUAAUAAACUUCACAGGGUGAAGAUGUCAA
Messenger RNA from Sarcophilus harrisii (Tasmanian devil), 3289 nucleotides. RefSeq names its product microfibril associated protein 5 (gene MFAP5). The transcript is spliced from 10 exons. Gene Ontology annotation, cellular component: microfibril. The record is from RefSeq and is a predicted model, not a curated record. The coding region runs from base 139 to 645 and encodes 168 amino acids. Gene Ontology annotation, biological process: embryonic eye morphogenesis. NCBI's taxonomy places the organism in Eukaryota, Metazoa, Chordata, Mammalia, Dasyuromorphia, Dasyuridae.